Coturnix japonica (Japanese quail) is the source of this 2776-nucleotide messenger RNA. RefSeq names its product ribonuclease H2 subunit B (gene RNASEH2B). The record is from RefSeq and is a predicted model, not a curated record. Gene Ontology annotation, cellular component: nucleoplasm; ribonuclease H2 complex. Gene Ontology annotation, biological process: RNA catabolic process. NCBI's taxonomy places the organism in Eukaryota, Metazoa, Chordata, Aves, Galliformes, Phasianidae.
UCCUCGGCCCGUCCCCGCCCCGCCGCCAUGUUGCGGAGGCGGCCGGAGCUGCGGCGGGAGCGGCCGGUUGGGUCGGAGGAGUAUGAACGGCUCGGAGCGGCGGCCCGCGGGGAAGCACCCUGAGCAGUGGGUGCUCAUUGCACCAGAGGCUGCUACUGAACCCCCUAAGACACCUGACAGCGAACCUGUGUUUACAAAACUACGCAAUCCAAGCACAGGGGAAGCAACUCUUUACUUAUUCAACAGUGGUGCACAGCAGCUGUUUGAAGUAAAAGCUUUUCAUGAGGAAUAUCAUUCCUGGUUUAUAGGUGAGACUGUUCAACAAGAUGGGCGCCUGCUCUUUAUUACACCGAUGGACCCCUUAUUUCUGAUACUUUAUUACCUCAUGAAGGCAGACAAAGAGCAACAAGGAAAGUUCCAGCCACUGGAUCAAGUUGUGCUAGACUCGGAGUACCCAUACUGCCCAUUGCUGCUGAAGUGUGAAGGAGUUAAACAAUCCAUAUGUCACAUAGCAGAAGAAAAAGAGAUUGGCAGUCAGAAAUUUCACAAGUACAGCCAAGAGAAGACAUUGAAGUGGUUAAAAAAAAAGGUCAAUCAAACAGUGAAAGCACUUAAAAGCAAUGGUAUAUGUGUAGGGGAAAGGAUAUAUUCAUCUACAUUUGUCAGCAGUAAACAAAUCACCGAUUCUGAAGAAGACUAUGUGAGGUAUGCCCAUGGGUUAAUAUCGGAAUAUAUUACUGAAGAGCUGAGUAAGGAGCUGUCAAAGUACCUAGGUCUCCCAGAACUUACAGUCCCAGCACAAGAGCCACCAUUGAAGAUGCCUGCACAAAAACAUUCAAAGAAGAAAUUAAAGAAGCAUGAGGAGACUUGCUAAUAUUAUUUUAAAUUGCCAUAAUCUCAAAGCAGCUUUUAAAGGCUUUUUUAACACACUUUCUGAAAAUAAAUGCUUAAAGUUAGACAUGCCCUGUUCCAAGAAAAAGCAAAUCUCAGCAGAUUAACAUUGUUAAAUAUGCGGUGUGUUAAACAUACAGUGCUUCAGAUUUUAUAGCUUAUCCACUAUUGGUCUAUCAGGCCCUUCCAGGAAAGCACUUACAAGCAUGCCUAAUGUUAAGCACAUGAGCAGUGAUCUUAAAGUCAGCAGUGUUGUUCGUGUGGAUAAGUGCUUUGCUGGACCAGCGCCUAAAGUCCUGUUAGGUGCUGAGCAUCCUGAUCCAUAUCCAGCAAAGCACUUAUGUCUAUGCUUAUCUUGAAGUGGAAGAGCUGGUCUAACUAAUAUUUGUGCAUUAGUGUUUGCCAUGAAACCUCUCUUGGCACAGUGACUCACGUGCUUAAAAUUAAGCACCUGCCUAUGUGUUCUGCAAGAUCAGACCAACAGCAUCCUUGAGCAAGUACUAUGUAAUUAUAUGAUUUUGUAUGAAUUUUCUAUUUUCUGGUUGUUUUUAACCGAGCAAAUGAUUUUAGUGGCGGUAAUUUCAAGAAUUAGAGGCUUGUGUAGCAAAAUGCUUUAUGCAAUUUUCACAUUUAUAUUUCAAAUUCCAGCCAAGUUCAGCAAAAUUCUCUUAUGGACUAGAAGUCCAAUUGUUCAGACUUAAAAACAUCAAAGAAUGGAAAAUGUUAACUUUUUAUAUUUUAAGGACAUUUCAGUUUUUUUCUUCUUAAGACUUAUUACGCUGAACUUAAUAUGAAUGAUUUUGUCCAACCCUAUUCUGGUAUCCAGAAGAGGUUACCUGGCUCAGUAUGUGUGAGCAGGCUGAUUCUUGAAGUGCUAAGGCUAGAGCAAGGGUUUGUGUUGAAAGGGGCUAAUGGAGAAGUUGUAGUUCUGUUUUUUUCUUCCUGGGGGAAUGAAACCUAACCAUGAUUAAAUCAACAUGUACGUUUUCUAGUGUUGAGAACAAAGCCAAAGCCUAUAUAGUCCUUUAGGUAAGAACAAAAGAAAUAAGGGAGACCUCAUUAUAUUAUUGUUCUGAAUGUAUAAAAGAUGUUUUCUAUGGAAUGUCAACCAGAGUUCAUGUAAAAUAUGGAGGAAAUGGAUGCUAAUGAGAUCCUUAAUGAUAUGCCAAGACGAAGACUGACAUUUUUAACUUAGAUAACUUUAUCAAAUUGCCUUUGCUAUCUAAUUUUUUGUUAUAGAACUUUUAAAGUAAUGAGGGACAGGAUUUUAAGCAUCAUGAAUGUUUAUUUCUAUGCAUUUUAACUAUGAACCCGAUUCACUGUAAUACCUACAGCACAUGACCAAAAUGUUCUGUAAAUCUUGAAUGUGUUUGAGGCAUUCUGGAUCAGAAAUCAAGAGAUGCUUUGCUUCCACAAGAUUCGUCCGACUUCAAGUCAAACAAGAACAUCCAGAAGAGUUCACUAGUACAUUCCUGAAAUCUGAAAGAUGAAGAGGUGUCGGUGUAUUCAGUUUUCCUUUGCGUUCAUAGUUAUUUUUUUUGUUUCAAAAUAGGAAAGAACUGAACUGUGAACCUUUUACAAAUCAGGUAUGAAAGGGAAUUUGAGAAAUUUGCACUGAAUUCUUUGUUACCUUCACACUUGUCAAUGUUCACUGUCCCUUUUCAAGGAAAAGGAAUAUAUGUGUUUUAGUUUUCUGGGUGAUAACGCAUGAAUAUUAUGUGGGUCCAAGGUGAAGUUUCUAUUUUUCUAACUUGUAUUCAAAAAGUACUUGAUGUAAAAAUAAGGCUAUAUAUUUCAGAAAACUGUUGUUCCAUUUUUUUUUAUUUCAGAUUUUACUUCUAACUCGUGCAAAAAAUAAAUAAAUAAAUAGAUAAAUUUGGAAUAA